This is a messenger RNA of Leucoraja erinaceus (little skate), 17850 nucleotides long. It is a transcript of the gene kmt2ca, whose product is annotated as lysine (K)-specific methyltransferase 2Ca. Gene Ontology annotation, biological process: positive regulation of transcription by RNA polymerase II. Bases 592 to 16257 code for a protein of 5221 amino acids. The transcript is spliced from 63 exons. Gene Ontology annotation, cellular component: MLL3/4 complex; nucleus. The record is from RefSeq and is a predicted model, not a curated record. Gene Ontology annotation, molecular function: histone H3K4 methyltransferase activity; histone binding; transcription coactivator activity. NCBI's taxonomy places the organism in Eukaryota, Metazoa, Chordata, Chondrichthyes, Rajiformes, Rajidae.
UGUUGAUAUCACUCCACGGGGUCAUCGCAGUUGCUCUUCCACCUAGAAAAAAGAGGAAUAUUAAAAAAUAAACGGGCCGGGGCUCACGGUGCUGACAGGGCCUCCUCGCUGCUUUGGAGCCAGUUGGUUUGCAAAGGGAACGAGGAGAGGGAUUUGGAACGAAGUAAUUACAAAGAAUUUGAAGGGAAACAACAAAAACCUCGACGCUUUGAGGCCGGAUUUCUCUUUCUUAGAAUAUCAAAUCGUUUUUUUCCCCUGUGUGCGUGGGGACGUGGCAAGAAGAGAAGGUUUUCACAUUUAUAUUUCUUUUAAGGGAAGAGAGGAAGGGGGGGAAUAAAAGACCUCAACAUCGAAGAUUCUGGAUGAAAUAUCUGGUGGCCGCCAAUCUCCUUUGAUCAGAUUAGAACAGAAACUUGUUUACUGUUCAAUAGACAAGCCAGCAGGAACCACGGAUAGCUUUUCGUUAAAAAUCUACAACGUAUCUGCGAGGAAAAUAUUAUUUCUGCCUCUCAAACCGAACCCAGUGCCGUUUACCCCGAUGACAGUUGAGGUCAUGAACACAAAAACUCCGCUCUUCUAGGAUUUAGAAGAAUGUCAUCAGAGGACAAAAGUGUGGAGGCAUCUGACCUAGGACCGCCACCUCUUUCUGUCGCCCUCGCGGCUGUUCCUGUUGGCAGCCCUGUAAAUAAUGACAAACGGCCACGGGGCCGACCUCGCAAAGAUGGCACAACUCCUCUACAGAAGAAAAAGAAGACUCGAAGCAGGGGGAAGAUGGUUGUUGAUGAUGAUGACAGUAUGGAUGGGUUGGAGACAACAGAAAAUGCAAUGGAAACAGAAACUAAAGAUGACUCACUGGAGGAGGACAUCCUUACAGAAAUGGAGACCAAUGAACAAUCACCUCUAUUGCAGCGCACGGUAUCUGAUGAGUCUGCCAGUUCCAUAGCCUCAAUCAAUCUCAAUACAAAAACCAGCAAUGAACAGCUCUGUGCCUUGUGCUAUUGUGGUGAGCGGAGCUCGUUGGGGCAAGGCGAGUUAAAAAGGUUCAGCCCAACUCCAGAUUUCGCUGUGCUAAGAAAGAGCCCUUCUCAAGCAAAGCAAGACAGUACCAACAAUUCAGAGGAUAGUAAUGACAAGAGCCUCAAGCAGUGUUCCACAUCACAAAGGCAACAGAAAAAGUCUCCUUCCCACACUGCACCUGCUACCGUUCCAGUGGCUCCUGAAGAACAGAUAUGCAGAUUUUGGGACAAACUCAGUCAAGUUGGCCUUCCUGAUGAUGUUGAUGUUCAGACCUUAUUUGAGCCUUCAGGCCACUGUUGGGUCCACCAUUGUUGUGCAGCAUGGUCUUCUGGAGUGUGUCAGAAGGAACAGGUAUUGGUGAAUGUAGACAAAGCUGUUCUCUCAGGGAAUACAGAGCAUUGUGCAUACUGUAAACACCUUGGAGCCACCAUCAAAUGCUCAGAAGUGAAUUGUAAUCAGCUAUACCACUAUCCAUGUGCAGCUGGAGCCGGUACUUUUCAGGAUAUUAGAACUCUUACGCUCCUCUGUCCAGAACACAUUGAUCAGGCUCCUGAAAGAUCCAAGGAAGAAUCAAAUUGUGCUGUAUGUGAUAGCCCUGGGGAACUUUUAGAUCAGCUUUUCUGCACUAGCUGUGGUCAACAUUACCAUGGAGCUUGUCUAGACAUAGCUGUGACACCUUUGAAACGGGCUGGGUGGCAGUGUCCAGAGUGCAAAAUCUGCCAGACCUGCAGACAUCCAGGUGAUGACAGUAAAAUGUUGGUUUGUGACAUAUGUGACAAAGGCUAUCAUACGUUUUGUCUUCAACCUGCAAUGGAGUCAAUACCAACAAAUGGCUGGAGGUGUAAAAAUUGCAGGGUAUGUGUUGAAUGUGGCACACGGAACAGCACUCAUUGGCACUACAACUGUUCACUUUGUGCUAGUUGUUAUCAGCAACAAGACCACAGCUUCUGUCCACUCUGUGGCAAAAUUUGCCAUCAAGACUCCCAAAAGGACGCACUGCAUUGUCAGAUGUGCAAAAGGAUAGCACAACAAUUCUCUACUGCCUUGCAGGGGAAGAUGCUACAGUAUGUCUCGAGGUGGAUUCACAUAGAAUGUGACAAAUCUUUGGAAAAUAAUGAGGCCAAUUUGGUAAAAGGAUGCUACAUCUGUAUAGCGUGCAAAGAAACUGGUUCAGAAGAAAAUGUUCAGUCCUGUGAGAACAAGGUUGAUGAUUGCAUUGCAGAACCUGAAGCAGGUGUUCCUGGAAUUAAUGGAGCUGUUGAGGAACAGUUAUCACAAGGAGAGGCUAUUCACCAGCCAGACAACCCUAUUAGCCUUGCUGAAGAUCGGAGUAUUACAGUUAAGAAAAAUGAUUUGGCAACAGCCCAUACAAUUGACCACAUAGAGUCUGAUUUGCCCAAGGAUGCUAUGGUCUCUGGAGAAGUACUUCAACAGCUUGAGUGUCGAACAGCAGUGAUGGUAGUCCAAGACACAGAGACGAAUGAAAAUAAACCUGAAACACUAUUACAACCUCAACUGGAUGGGAAGGCACUACAUUUGAAAGAGUUUGUUGAAGAAGCAGCCCCAGUAGCAGAGCAUCCGAUUUGUGAGAACAAGACAGAACCAAUGGAAAUUUCAGCCACAGAAGUGUCAAAUAAUGGGCUUCCACAGGAGGAUGUACUGACCAAGGAACUUCCAGAAAUCGUACCGGUGGAUAAUGUGGCACAGCGAAGUGAAGAAAGAAAUUCCCAAGUGUUUCUCAGUAGCAAUGUUUUUGAAGCUGAAGAAACUCCCAGUGAGUAUACAUCAGAGCUAAAUUCACCAAUUGAAAAUAAAGCUGUCAAAGGCUUUGUAGAAACAGACAAUAAUUAUGUCAACAGCAGCAGAUCCUCUUCAGUUUCUCCCUCUUCUGUGACAGUUUCAGUUGGGUUAACUCCGAUGACUAAUGUGUCUUGCACUUCAGCUCCAACCACAUUCGGUUCAAGAAUUCCUGCACCUGCCUUCGUACCUCUGGUUCCAAAAAUAGGCAUGGGGAAACCAGCUAUUACCAAAAGGAAAUUUUCUCCAGGAAGACCCAGAAUGAGACAGGGCAUAUGGGCGACAAAUGCUAUGAGUUCGCCUUCCUGGUCUGCAAACAGUUAUGAAUUUCGGGAGAGUAUGGUAAAAACAAAGCAGUCUCAGAACACCAUUUGGAACGUCAAAGUGGGCCGUGGUGCUGGUUUUCCUGGUAAAAAGAGGCCACGUGGUGGAGGACAUCCUGGUCGAGGAGUUAGAGGCAGGUCCAAAAUGAAAAAUGGGAUUGGUGCGGUUAUAACACCAGGAGCUGGGGCCACAGAAAUGAUGUAUAAUAAGGACGAAGAUGAAAACGCUAUGCACAACACAGUUGUUUUGUUUUCUACCAGUGAUAAAUUUACCUUAAAACAGGAUAUGUGUGUUGUUUGCGGGAGUUUUGGGAAAGGUCCAGAGGGACGAUUGCUUGUUUGCUCUCAGUGUGGCCAGUGUUAUCAUCCCUAUUGCGUCAGUAUUAAGAUCACUAAAGUAGUGCUGAGUAAAGGUUGGCGAUGUCUAGAAUGCACAGUGUGUGAAUCCUGUGGAAAGGCCACCGAUCCAGGUCGUUUGCUUCUCUGUGACGAUUGUGAUAUCAGCUAUCAUACCUAUUGCUUAGAUCCACCUUUACAGACGGUUCCCAAAGGUGGCUGGAAAUGCCGAUGGUGUGUUGCUUGCAUACAGUGUGGGUCAACCUCACCUGGGUACAAGUGUGAAUGGCAGAACAAUUAUACACAAUGUGCUCCUUGUGCCAGCUUGACUGUCUGCCCAGUCUGCAAUAAGAACUACAAGGAGGAGGAACUUAUUAUACAGUGCCGACAGUGUGACAGGUGGAUUCAUGCUAUUUGCCAGAACCUGAACACAGAAGAUGAAGUUGAGACUGUAGCUGAUAACGGCUAUGACUGUUUUACAUGUAGACAAUAUGCAACGACAACUCCAGUGACUACCUCAGAAGGGACGGAUCUGUCUUUGAUUACACCUCAAGUUAUUGUAAAGACUAAGGAAUCAGAACCAACACGGACAUUUACACAGGAUGGUGUCUGCCUAACGGAGUUGGGUUUGUCACAGCUCCAAAGCCUCAGUGUUGCUCCACCACGUCGGAAGCGACCCAAGCCAAAGUUGAAGCUAAAGAUCAUAAGUCAAAAUAGCGUGGCUGUUUUGCAAACUCCACCUGAUCCGCAGUCCGAACAGUCCAGAGACCUAGAUGGAGAUAUGGAUGAUAGCAGAGUAGCUGAUCUAAUGGACGGUGAUGCAAAGUCUGAUAUACUCACUAGCCCAGAACGAGAACCAGCAGAUGAUGACCAUAAUGGAGGCAAGGGGUCUGACAGCCUUAAGAAGAGGAAGAGGAAACCAUAUAGACCUGGAAUUGGUGGGUUCAUGGUGCGCCAGAGGAGCCGGACAGGACAGAAUAAGUCAAAGCGCUCAUUGUCCAGGAAGAAUUCCACUGGUUCCAUGUCUGAAAUGAUGGUUGGGAAGGAGGAUGGUUGGAUUGAACAACAAUCGGAAAUGCCUGUUGAUGCAAUGGCUAUUGUCCCUGAGAUUGUAGAGAAAAUAAAAAAGCGAUACAGGAAAAAGAAGAAUAAAUUGGAGGAAAUGUUUCCAACCUAUCUGCAGGAAGCUUUCUUUGGAAAACAUUUACUGCAUACGAGUCGACAGAGUAAGUCAAUUUUGGAUGCCCUGUCUGAUGAUGAAUCUUCACGGUUACCAAACAGAGUACCAAAUGUGAACAUGAACUUCCUGAAUCCUUCCUCUGACCCACUGUUGAGUUCAGCUGCCGCACAAGUAUUGACAAAACAACCAGGUGGACAAGGUAACGGAGAUGAUCCACUUGCUGAUCUCUCAGAAGUCCUUACCACGGAAGAUGAUAUCCUUGGAAUGCUUUCUGAUGAAUUGGGAAAAGCAAGAGAUGAGUCAGGUCUUGAUUUAUGCACUUUCCAGAUCGAGAAUUCACCAUCUCCAUUUGCUGGACUGGAUCUUGGCCCAAUUUCAGAGGAUCCAUCCUCUGUUUCGCAGUCAAAUGGAGGCCAAGGCACACGACCUUUGUCUGAGGAGCAACUCGACCGAAUCCUUAGUCCCGACCUUGAGAAAAUAGUCACAGAUGGUACAAUUCUGAGUAACCUUUACAAAAUUCCAGAACUGGAAGGAAAGGAAGUGGAAGAUCUGUUCACGGCCGUGUUAAGUCCUUCAGCUAACCAGCCGCCUCCACCAGCAAUAACCUUACCACCACCUGACCAUGGAAAUGGAGGCUUUACCAGGGUUCCAGCCAUGAAUGGUGUGAUUGGACCACAACAUCAAACACCUUUAGCACCUGGAAAUGGAUGUUGCAUCAGCACCACUUACUCUUCUAUCCCUCAGGCACCGUUCACUGACAGCAACCGAGACAAGAACCAUACUUUUAGUCAAGUUGUUGGUGACGGACCCAGCCCAUGGGUACCCUCUGCUCCUGCUGUGGAAGUGGAAGGAGACACGCUAAACUAUACACAGCGGAGUACUCUGAAAUGGGAGAAGGAAGAAGCCCUGGGAGAAAUGGCAACAGUUGCCCCAGUUCUGUACACAAACACAAACUUCCCAAACCUGAAAGAAGAUUUUCCAGAUUGGUCUACCAGAGUUAAACAAAUCGCUAAACUGUGGAGGAAAGCAAGCUCCCAAGAGAGAGGACCUUAUGUGCAAAAAGCAAGAGACAAUCGGGCAGCAUUACGUAUAAACAAGGUUCAAAUGACGAGCGAAUCUUUGAGAAGACAACAACAGGAAUGCAUUGACUCUGUAUCUCGCCCUGAUGUUGACCUGCCAUUUAAGGAUCAAAUUAAGCAAAAGGAAUCAGAGCAUGAGCAAGAAUGGAAAUUUAGACAGUUUGUAUUUCAUGUUGUACCAAAACAGCAAAUGCGGCAAAAGAGUAAGCAACAAGCCAAGAUUGAAGCUACACAGAAACUGGAACAAGUGAAACAUGAGCAACAACAGCAGCAACAGUUUGGUUCGCAGCAAUCAACAGCCGAGGAUGAUUCCAACAGUCCUACAGUAGAUGAACAGGACAAUGAGCAACUGUCUCCUCUACAACAGUUGCCCAAAGAAGAGUUUACAGGAGCUGAGAUUCCUGGCACUCUUGCAUCAAUGUCAUCAGACGAUGUCUUUUUAAGACCACAAGCUCCUCCUCCAACCCCAAACAGGACCCCUUUGCAGGAUCCAUUUGCACAACCUCAGACUUCACAGCCUCAGUCAACGCAAAUGUUUUCUUCAGCUGCAAAUGGAUCCAGGCCGUCAUCUCCUUGGGAUCCAUAUGCAAAAAUGGUUGGAACACCAAGACCACCACCAGUUGCUCGGAGAAAUUCAGUGCCCUCUCUCGAUUCCUGUGCUGUUCCACAAGGUGUUUCCAGGACAUCCCCAGCUGCUGAACAGAUUGAGAAAAGUAGACCUUCCUUAGCCAAUGAGUCCUUUGGCUCACCAGCACCGCCAGCCAGCAUUGAUCCUUGCGCAAAAGCACCAGAUACUCCUCGACCAGCUAUGACCAUGUCAACAGAUCACUUUUCAAAGCCAUUCGGAUUGCCAAGACCAACAAUAAAUCCUAAUUCAAUUAUUACCGAUCCUUUUGCUAAACCUGCACUCAGGCCUGAUAUGUUUCCUAGAAGUCAGCUGCCACAUAACAGAAUGACAACUCAUGAUUUUUAUUUGCGAUCUCAACUGGCAUCAGGUCCAGCAGGUAAAGAAGGUGGCAGUGGACACUUGUUUAAGACACCGAUGUUACCACAUCAGUCACCACAAGACGUUUAUGCAUCAGUGCCUCUAACUCCAAGACGUAUUCCUAUUGAUCCGUUUGAAAAAACUGCAUUGACCCCUAGACUUAUGGAUGACUUUCAGCAGAACCCACUGCAGCCUCAAUCUCAGGCAGUGGAUCCAUACGCACAGCAACCACAUACACCUCGUCCUGAGCUGUAUCCACAAAGUCAGAGAAUUUCCCGGCUGAUCCAAGGCGAUAUGUUUAUUCAGCCAGGAUCGAGAUCGAGAUGUUCUCCUCAAGAUCCUUACGCGCAGCCUCCUGGAACACCUCGCCCAGCAACUGAUCCUUACGCACAGCCCCCUGGAACACCUCGCCCAGCAUCUGAUCCUUACGCACAGCCCCCUGGAACACCUCGCCCAGCAUCUGAUCCUUACGCACAGCCACCUGGAACACCUCGCCCAGCAACUGAUCCUUACGCACAGCCACCUGGAACACCUCGCCCAGCAACUGAUCCUUACGCACAGCCCCCUGGAACACCUCGCCCAGCAUCUGAUCCUUACGCACAGCCCCCUGGAACACCUCGUCCCACAACUGAUCCUUACGCACAGCCCCCUGGAACACCUCGUCCCACAACUGAUCCUUAUGCACAGCCCCCUGGAACACCUCGUCCCACAACUGAUCCUUACGCACAGCCCCCUGGAACACCUCGUCCCACAACUGAUCCUUACGCACAGCCACCUGGAACACCUCGUCCCACAACUGAUCCUUACGCACAGCCCCCUGGAACACCUCGCCCAGCAUCUGAUCCUUACGCACAGCCACCUGGAACACCUCGCCCAGCAACUGAUCCUUACGCACAGCCUCCUGGAACACCUCACCCUACAAUUGAUCCUUACGCACAGCCACCUUUAACUCCAAGGCCAGCUCCCAUUGAUCCAUAUGCACAGCAACCGCAUACACCAAGACCUCCACACCAAACAGAUAUAUAUUCCCAGCCACCUGGAACUCCAAGGCCUGGACCUGGAGAUUGUUUUGUGCAAUCACCAAUCAGUAAACGAUAUUCUGAUCCAUAUGCACAAGCCCCUGCAACCCCAAGAGCCAUUGUUACUGAUGCCUUUUCACAACCUCCACAGUCUCCAAGACUCACUACAACGGAGUCAUUCGACCGGCAAGCUUUGACAAGACCAGGUUUGUUGGCAAAUCAGGAUCUAUUCUUGCAACUGCAGAUCAACAGAGCCUCGAAUAUCCAAGAUACAUUUGUGCGACCUGCUGAUCCACGUGGUCGAACUCCUCAGAAUCCCAGGCAAGCUGGAAUGUCUGAUGACCCCUUUUCACCCCAUGCUCCAUCACUGAGGCCAACCGGUGAUGCAUUUGGACAUAUGGUACAUGACCCAUAUGAUCAACAACCGAGGACUCCAAGACCUCAGACCAAUGACAUGUAUGUCCAGGGGAGGCUUAAUCACGAUGUUAGCGACCAGCAAGGAACUCCAUCGGAUACCCUGAAUUUCAGCAGUUCCACGGAGUCACCCAUAAAUUCACAAGUGCAGCAGUUUCAUAAUGUGCCUUCAACACAAGAUCAAGUCCAAUCAACAUUGGCGUCAGAAACUCAAAGUAACACAAGCACAGGUCAUAUGGGCAAUGAAGAGAAGCAAAGACAGAGACUGAGAUUACGGGAACUGAUUCUCCGCCAGCAACAGCAGAAAAAUGCUGUCCGACAGGAAAAGAACAUGCAAGAACAAGCAAUGACAUCUGCUGCAACACCACUGAGGCACUGGCCACAGGAGGAUCUAAAAAGUCACAAUGAAUUAUUUGGAAGGCCACCUCCACCGUAUCCUGGCAUUGUGCGAAUUCCACUUGCAUCUCAAGCUGGCCAAAGAUUUCCGGACCCAUUUACAAAUGAACCAAGGCGACGUUUUUUAACCGAUGAUCAAUUUAACAGACCUCAAUUCUCUGGAGAUGCUGCAAGAAUGGUUAUGAGACCCCAAGGUCCAAGGUAUUCUUUUGCAGGUAAUGGACAGAGACCAUUUGUAAGUCAGGAACACUUUCUUGCACAGCAGCAGAUGCACAUGCAUGGUCCAGGUCUUCGACAGCAACUAAGGAGAUCAUUGUCUGUAGACUUUACCAGGUCUUUAAACAAUCCACAGGUGAACAAUGGAAUGAUUAUUCCUCAGCAUUUUCCUCCUCAGGGUAUGCAAAUGCAGCAGCACAAUAUUUUGGGUCAACCAUUCAUUGAACUUCGGCACAGAAUGUCAGAAAGUGGGCCACGGCUUCCAUUUCCAUUAGCCAGUGGUUUAAAUCCAGCCAGCCAGCAGCAAAGACCUGGUGAGGUAAUGCCAGGACAGGGUGCCUUCUCUUCAAGUCAAGGACCAAAGUCAUUGGACUCGGUGUCAAACCAACACUAUAUACGUAGUCAAGUGGAAAAUUGCAGCAAUAUGGACCAGCUUAAUCAGCACCAACAGCAGCAGAUGCAUUUACACCAUCCAACUGUGCCCCUCUCUCGUUCGUUAAGUAACCCUCCAGCUAGUCAUGCUUUUUCAUCAGCAGUCUCCUUAUCAGCCAGGUCAUCUACACAAGGAGAAGGUAUGGUCGAGAAACUUGAUCCCGAUGACACUUCAGUGAAAGAUCUUGAUGUGAAGGACCUUGAUGGAGUAAGAGAUCUAGAAGUUAAAGACUUGGAUGAUGAAGAUUUGGAAAAUUUAAAUUUGGAUCCAGUGGAUGGAAAAGGUGAUCCUGAUUUGGAUAAUUUAGAUAACAUAGAAACAAAUGACCCACAUUUGGAUGACCUGUUAAAAUCAGGGGAGUUUGACCUUAUUGCUUAUACGGACCCUGAGCUGGAUCUGGGUGAUAAAAAGGAUAUGUUUAAUGAAGAAUUGGAGCUCAAUGAUCCAAUAGAUGUUAAAGUGGAUGAGCAUAAGACUGAAGAAGAAAAUAAAGCUGACCAGGAAGCCAAAGCAGGAGAACAACCUGGCAGUUUCACUGAAAAAGAAGCAGCUGCUUUGCCCUGCGAUGGAUCGGCUGAUAGUAGUCCGAUUAAAUCAGAAACUUUUACUGGUGAUGGUAAUCAUGAUACUCCAUAUGGUGCGAGUACAACUGAUUCUGAGGCAAUACAUACAAUGACGGAUGGUACUUCCACUUCUGACUCUUGUAUUGGUAGAGAACUGGAAAUCACAAAGGAAGAAGAAAGAGUGGAUGGUAACCAAGAAUUAAUGGGGGCAAGCCCAUGUUUCAGUGACUCGCAGUCUUCUACCCAAACAUCUAUGUCCUUUGGAAGUUCGUGCAAUCAGACUGGUUCUACUCCAGUCCUUUCAAAUUUGCUAACUGAGACGACAGCUAAUUCUGGAGUUGCAUCAUUGAGUUCACCUUCCAAAGUUGUGCCAUCACCCCAGCCACAUCCAGAAACAGGUAUACCACAGUCUCCCAAAAUGGCAGGUUCCCCAGGACAAAUGACUGAGAACCCAAUAAAUCCAAACUUGCAAAGGUUAAAACGUAGUUUUUCGCAAGGUCCUUCAGGAAAUCAGACCUUUUUUCAAGUCCAUCCACCCAGCCAGAAUUAUGCACCAGGGCAAACUCCAAGUCAAAAUCUGACUCUAGCCAGUCAGCCAGGACUUAGUAAUCAGUCCAACACACAAAUCAUGCUUUCUCAGACAAUGGGUUCCCAGGGGCAACGUGGGAGGCCCCUCCUUUUGGAAGAGCAACCCCUCCUUCUGCAGGACCUUUUGGAGCAAGAAAGGCAGGAGCAGCAACAGCACCGACAAAUGCAGGCAAUGAUACGUCACCGAUCUGCCGAUUCCUUCUUUCCUAACAUUGAUUUUGAUGCUAUCACUGAUCCUAUCAUGAAAGCAAAGAUGGUAGCGUUGAAGGGAAUCAACAGAGUUAUGGCCCAAAGUAACUUGGGAAUGCCACCAAUAGUAAUGAACAGAUUUCCAUUCGUGGGUCAGCAAGUGUCAAGUCCACAGAAUGGUGAUGGUGGGCAGAAUCCCAUUCACCAAGGAGUUACCCCGGAUGGAAACUUGGCACCGCAAAUGCAGCGACCAAACCCUCCAUCAUUUGGUCCCGGUUUCGUGAAUGAUGCACAGAAGAAACAGUAUGAAGAAUGGCUCCAAGAAACUCAACAGCUCCUCCAAAUGCAGCAGAAAUUUCUCGAGGAACAGAUUGGAGCACACCGGAAAUCAAAGAAGGCACUCUCAGCGAAACAACGCACAGCUAAAAAGGCUGGGCGAGAAUUUCCAGAAGAAGAUGCAGAGCAGCUGAAGCACGUAACUGAGCAACAAAGCACAGUGCAAAAACAGUUGGAACAGAUUCGAAAACAGCAAAAGGAACAUUCAGAACUUAUGGAAGAGUACCGGAUAAAGCAGCAGCAACAAUGUUCAAUGCUAUCAUCCACCAUGAUGCCUGCUGGAUCAGCACAGCUUCCGCCCAUUCAGAGUGGGACUCCAUCUUCAGUUACGCAGCAGAAUUUCCCAAUGAUGCCACAGCAGCAAUCCAGACAACAAAUGCAGCAGCCUGUUCCUCCACAACCAGCCAGUAACCGAAUGGCUACUGCUCCUCAGUGGAAGUCUUGCAAUCCUAAUGCAGCUCCCCCUCCCCCCAUUCCCAUGGGCACCCAUCGGAUGCAGCAGCCUGCACCACCUCAGUUGCCAAUGCCAAACACCCCAUCUACACAAGCGGCGGCAUCGGUCACAACAAAUCAGCAGUCCAACGUGCCACCACGCGUUGAAUUUGAUGACAACAACCCAUUCAGUGAAAGCUUUCAGGAGAGGGAACGGAGGGAGCGUUUACGAGAGCAGCAGGAGCGCCAGCGCAUCCAGCUUAUGAAGGAAGUUGAACGUCACCGCGCAAUGCAGAAGCGGAUGGAGAUGGAACAGCAGCAGCAGCAGGGGCUCUCUGAUUUGAACACACCCUCCCUUUCGCAAAUGCCAUAUUUUAAUUCUGAGUUGCCUUGUGAUUUCAUGCAAUCUCAAAGACCACCGCAGCAGAUGGGACAUAUUCCUCCCCAGCAACAGAAUCUUCUUCCACAAUUCAUGAAUUCACCUCCUCCAUCGCCUUUUAUGCAGUGCGGUGACAACAGGCCGAUGGGGAUGGCAGGGUUUGAGCCUGAAGCCAAUGCAGUCCCGGGUGGGUGCCCACCUAUUCACCCAAUGAACCAGGUACCAUCUAGUCUUGGUUUUCCUCAGAACCUACCUCGCCCUCUAUUUGGACCAGCUAUGCCUGUUGGAUCUCAUGGGAAAGUUGAUGGAGGUCAAUUUGGUCUAGAAGGUGGAAUGCAAUUGCCAAGCAAUUACCCAGGCACAGGCCAAUCACUCAUACAACGUUAUUCCAAUAUUAUACCAGAGGAAAAAGGAAAGAAGCGUAGAAAUAGAAAGAAAAAGAAGGAUGACGAAGAUGAGUGUGCGAGGACACCAUCUACUCCUCAUUCUGACAUUACUGCACCAACUACACCCAUUGUUGCUGACCCUGCUAAUGCAGCUAUUAAUCUACCUGGUGAUUUUGUAUAUAAUCAAGGUGAGAAUGAUAAUGGAGAAUUAGCUGGUAAUUCAAGUGACCAUCAACCUCCAUCUGAGCUUGAACGGCAGCUUUCUUCCAAUGUUAAUGUACCACAGAGAAUGGUGGUACAGCAGGCAUGUCCCCCCUCUGAAACAGAACACUGUCCAUCCAAUAAAGCUGCCAGGCCAAACUUGGUGAAGGUGGAACAGACAGAAGCCACAGAGUGCCGUCAGCACGUACCACACAAGAUGGAAGCACAGAACCCAGUGAAGUUGGAGGAGAAAAUCAGCAUUCAACAGCCUGCGGUUUUGUCUCACAGUCCAGCAGCUGGAGCGAACAUACCAGCGUCAAAGCAAGAAUCAGGGAAUGAGCUACUGAAACAUCUUCUGAAAAAUAAAAAUCCCCCACCAUCUGCUCCCCAGAGAUAUGAAGAAAAAUCUGACGAUGAAUCGAGUAUGGAAAACAGAUUGGUAAAGAAGCAGACCAAAUUUGAGGGGCAGAGUCCGCCAAGUGCAUAUGCCUUUGAUGGAAAGAUGAUUCAGUUGCAAAGGAACGAUUCAGAGGAAGAAAAGAAGCGGCCAAAAAAUAAACGAUCACAGAAAACAGCUGAGAAGACAGCAUCACGUUAUAAAAAGCGAAGAAAAGAUGAGGAAGAGAGGCACGCAAUUUAUUCGAAUACUGAUGUUCUAAUGAACCAGUUAAAGCAGCAACUGACUCUUCUCCCAUUACUGGAGCCAACAAUCAGUGUGAACUUUGCUUACUUCCCUCCCUAUGGUAGUGGACAGUUAAAUGGUGAUAAUUUGCUAACCGGUUCUUUUGGAAGUGCUACUCUCGACAGUGUCCCAGAUUAUUACUCUCAAUUGAUUUACAAGAACAACCUAAGCAAUCCUCCCACCCCACCAGCUUCCUUGCCUCCUACACCACCACCUGUGGCUAGACAGAAGAUGGUGAAUGGUUUUGCUACCACUGAGGAGCUUUCUGGAAAGCCAGGAAUAAUUGGACAUCAUGAUGUCACCAAGAGCCUUGGGCCGAAACAAUACCAGCUACCUUUUAGACCUGAGGAUGAUUUAUUAGCAAGAGCUUUGGCCCAUGGACCGAAAACAGUAGAUGUUCCUGCCUCCUUACCAACUCCGCCUCACAACAAUCAUGAGGAACUAAGAGGGCAAGACCAUUGCGGUGAUGAUGACCGUGAUUCCCCGGAUAGCUUUGUAGCAUCAUCAUCUCCUGAAUGUGUGGUGGGCAAGGAGAUCAACAGAUAUCCUGAUCUAUCCUUAGUGAAAGAAGAGCCGCCAGAACCAGCUCCAUCCCCAGUCAUUCCCAUGCUUCCAAGUUCCAUUGGCAAAGGUUCAGAAGCUAGACGGAGUGAAGUUAAGAUAGAGCCGACCUUUGGAAAUAUGGGUUCAUCUUUGUAUUUUAAAAAUCAAUUUGCACAGUCCCAAAAUGGACCUAAAAUUGGCUUUGUGUCUGUAGCACUAACAUUGACACCAACUGCAGCUGAGGACAUCAGUGGUGUUGUGGCAGCAGUGGCUGAUCUCCUGCGUGUUAAAGUUCCCAACAGUUAUGAAGUCAGCAGUGGACCUGAACCAUCAGCAAUGCCUUUGAUGAAUCCAUACAAGUUUAAUCAUACAUUUGAAACUAGACCACCACACAUGGCUCAAGCAUCCCACCCUGGAUUUACUGGCCCUGUCAAGAUUAUGAGACCUGCUGGACCUUCAAGCCUUCCAUAUAUGAUUCCUCACCAUGCAGGCACAGUGGCACUCAAAGUCGAUAAUCGAACAGUCAUGUCCGCCAACACAAAACCCCAAUGGUGCCGUCACUGUGAUGUUGUAGUGCUGGGUAAUGGUGUACGGAAGACACUCACAGAUCUUCCCUUUAAUAAGCAGGACUCAAGAGAUGGAAUAGCCAAAGCAGAGACUGAUAUUGUUUUUUGCAGCAAUAGUUGCUUUGUGCAGUAUGCAAUGGCCACACAAGCAAAAACUCCAGAUUCAAAGCAGGCAGUUCCAUCUAUUAUGGCGGAGCAGCAACCCAAGGAUGUGGCUCGAAACACAUUCCAUCAUUACAACAACAACACCUCCCCUUUAGAUGUCCAUCGCCUUCCACGGAUUCAAGAGAAUGCAGUCUGUAUAUCAAACCCUAGUGUUUAUUUCCCUCCAGCCAACCUGCAAAUGUUCAAGCGAGAUCCAAAGCCAGAAGAUCUCAAGGUGAUGGUGAAGCUGAAACCUAGGCCAAGAUCACUGCAUGGAGGUUUGGAUGGAAAUCGUCCCAUUAAAAGGUGGAAAGGGAUGAAGUGGAAAAAGUGGAGAAUUCAGAUAGUCAUUCCUAAGGAACAUUUAAAGCUCGUGUCUGAACAGGAGAUAGAUGAACUUCUAAACAAACUCGGGACAUCAUUAAGGCCUGAGCCUAUGCCGCGUGAUUAUAGAAGAUGUUGCUUAUGUCAUGAAGAAGGUGAUGGAACAACUGAUGGGGCAGCAAGACUCCUGAACCUUGAUCUGGAUCUCUGGAUCCACUUAAACUGUGCCCUCUGGUCCACAGAAGUAUAUGAAACACAAGCUGGUGGCUUGAUUAACGUGGAGUUGGCUUUGAGGCGAGGCCUUUCUAUGAAAUGUGUUUUCUGUCAUAAAAUGGGAGCUACUGGUACAUGUCAUCGUAUAAGGUGCACCAACAUUUAUCACUUCACCUGUGCCAGUAAAGCUCAAUGUAUGUUUUUCAAAGACAAGACCAUGCUCUGCUCAUUACACAAACCAAAGGGACCUCAUGAGCAGGAGUUGACAUAUUUUGCCGUCUUUAGGAGAGUUUAUGUGCAACGGGAUGAAGUGAAGCAAGUGGCCAGCAUUGUACAACGAGGGGAACGCAACCACACAUUUCGAGUUGGAGGAUUAAUUUUCCAUGCCAUUGGACAGCUCCUCCCGCAACAGAUGCAUUCUUUCCACAGUUCGGUAGCACUCUAUCCAGUUGGCUAUGAAGCAAGCCGGUUUUACUGGAGCACGCGUUACUCCAACAAACGCAGUCGGUAUCUGUGCUCCAUUGAGGAAAAAAACAGUGCUCCAGAAUUUGUGGUGAGAGUCAUUGAACAAGGUCAUGAGGAUCUGGUCUUAACGGGAAGCUCUCCAAAAGGGGUGUGGCAAAAACUUCUGGAGCCCAUAGCUCGUCUCCGCAAAGAUGCAAAUAUGCUGAAACUCUUUCCAGACUACCUUCGGGGAGAUGACCUCUUUGGCUUGACUGUGUCUGCAGUCACAAGGAUAGCCGAAUCGCUGCCUGGAGUAGAGAACUGCGAAAACUACAUAUUUCGCUACGGUCGCAAUCCACUGAUGGAACUUCCGCUUGCAAUAAAUCCUUCAGGCAGUGCCCGAUCCGAGCCCAAGAUGAGUACCCAUGUCAAGAGGUUUGUGUUAAGGAACUUCAGAAUUUGUUUCUUUUUCUCCUUCUUUUCUCGUUACUUGGUGCCAAAUCGUGCUAGGCCACAUACGCUGAACAGCACCAGUACUUCCAAGUCUUUUCAGAGCACAGUCACGGGAGAGCUGAAUGCACCUUAUAGCAAGCAAUUUGUUCAUUCCAAAUCGUCUCAGUAUCGUAAAAUGAAGACGGAAUGGAAAAUUAAUGUGUACUUGGCCCGUUCUCAGAUCCAGGGUCUUGGUUUGUAUGCUGCCCGGGACAUUGAGAAACAUACCAUGGUUAUUGAGUACAUUGGAACAAUCAUCCGCAAUGAAGUGGCUAACAGGCGGGAGAAACUUUAUGAAUCUCAGAAUCGUGGAGUGUACAUGUUUCGUAUUGACAAUGAUCAUGUUAUUGAUGCAACUUUGACGGGAGGUCCGGCAAGAUAUAUUAAUCAUUCCUGUGCACCAAAUUGUGUGGCUGAGGUGGUGACCUUUGAGAAAGGACACAAAAUAAUCAUCAGCUCCAACCGUAGGCUUCAGAAAGGAGAAGAGCUGUCCUAUGAUUACAAAUUUGAUUUUGAAGAUGACCAGCACAAGAUCCCGUGUCAUUGUGGAGCUGUGAACUGCCGCAAAUGGAUGAACUAAACACAUUCCUUGCAAUACUUACUUCUGGGAUUGCUUGUCCCUGGAAAGAGAUGCUCUCUUUUCACAGAAAAACAUACACACACACACACACACGCACGCACACAUUUUAAAAAGUAAGCCUGGAGUUCACAAAUGGUUCUCCUCAUCUCCAGCAGCAGCACAGCGUUGCGGAACAAGCAUACACGAAGACUGGCUGACGUACCAGUCACUCCCAUCUGUCCAUACAUGAUGCAGGUGGAAGCAGAUUAUUAAUUGGUCGAGCACUGGAGUUACUGUCCUGUAUUGAAAACGAGCAAUGGUUUUACUAGGAAAAGAAUCAAUGGCUGACCUGCUUACAAGUAGGGUAGGCACUUAUGAAUGUAGGACUGAAUUCACCAGCUAGGGGAAGGAUCAACAGUGCUGGCCACAGCCUUAUUUGCAAGGGGCAGGCCCUCUAGUUUAAAUAAAUAAUUAAUUAAAAGUAGACACCACUGAACAAGGAAUGUACUGAGGUGACUUCCUUAGGGAUACAGCUAAGGGAAAUAACUUGCACUAAAAACAUUUAAAAUACUUGAUUCCAUGAGUCAGUUUAUUGUAGUUUUUUGAUUUCUGUAUGAUAAAAGAGAAACAUUUUUGUAUUUAUUGGAUAAGUGAAUGAAGCUAUUUUUAAAAAUAAAAGUAGAAGAAAGCCAAGCUGCUGCUGUUACCUGCAGAUAUAAAAACCCUGUUACUUUGUACAAAGUGUAAAUAAAGCAAGGAAUAUACAAUAUUAAAAAAAUGACCAAAUGCUACCUGACACUGCAGCCAUUUGCUUUUAGUGGAGUCAGUCCUCUGAGUCAGGUUACAUGGUGUAUAAUUUUAACCAACUGUGAAUUAGGUUCAAAACCACACCCAGGUAGCGGCUAGAUGCUCCAUUAGCAAGCCUAGAUAUUAAGGUAGAGGAUUGCAGACACGAUACAUACAGCAGAAUCAUGUUAAGGGUUGUAGAGUCAAAGAUAAUUUUUAUUUUUAAGCAAAAUUAUGAGAUGUAAUUAUGCUAACACUGCAGGAUUUUUGGCAAUAGGGUUUUGAAAUAAAUGAGAAAAUAGGCACAAAAAUAUUUGUAUGGAUUGUUUUUGUUUACAUUUCUUUAAACAAACACUGUUUUGUGUUGGCUUGUAGAAGUUUAAAAUGCAUUUUGAACCAGGUUAGCUUUAUUUUGUACUUACAGAAAAGAAAAAUAACUGGUACUGACACUUCACAACUAUUAAGUUCGAAAUAAAGUUUUUUGUGCACAUUAUCAGUAAAUUGUUAUAUUCAAUGAAGCAGUCAUAAAUUGUAAUGUAUAUGGCAUGUUGUAUUUUUUACCUUACAGAAGAAAUCAAUUGUACAUAGUUCUUCUUGAUAAAUAGCUGUAUGAAUUUGUUUCUUGGAUAUUUUUUCUCUUGUAUAAUAUUCCAACAUCCUACCAGUAUUUGUCCAACAGUUUUUUUCUGUCCUGUACAAUAGUAUCUAAUGUUGGGGGAAAAAGAGCUUUUUUUGAAGUGUAAAGAGUGUUAUUGGGUUUUGGAGUUUGUGCAACCAGAUUAGGAGAUCAGCAUUUACAAAUAAAAUAUUUUACAUCUAUGAACACAA